ACUUGCACUUGUGUUUAAAACGGGAGUGCUGUCCCUUUAACCUUUAGCAAAACGAUUCUGCUUUUCCAAGAAUUCAACAUUUUGUUGUGGGAUUUUCACUUUCAGUUUUGAAAGUCCGGGCAUGGAUAAAUCGUGCGGUGUAUAUUUCAACCAGGUUUAAAGAACGGACGUGUUAAUUUCUUGUUUUACAACUCUGGUUUCGGGUGUGAUUGAAAAAAAAGGAGGUGUGUUUUCUGUGAUACGGCGUGAUGGCGUAUGCCGGUCACGCAUCAGAUGACGAGGCAUACGACGAGGACCACGUGGUGCAGCAGAACAUUCGAGAACACAAGGAGCACCUGGUGAAAAAACUUCGGGUGUUUGACCUCAUCAAUGGCGAGCAUACCUUCAAGAACAUCAUCCCGCACCAAAUUCUGCGGGAAAUUGAAGCCAGAGAGACCAUUGAAGAAGAUCGCGCAGCGCGCAUGUUUUUGGAUGCCUUCCUAGAGUCUCAGGACCCAACCAAGUACAGCGUUCUCAGAGACGCCCUUGAUGACCCAGAGCAUGCAAUAGUUCGAGAGAUUCUCUACACCAAAAACUUUGACGCUUGUAACCUUAUCAAUGAAGCAGCGCACUUCGAUUGUCAUAAAAAAACGUUUUUGGAGAACAUGGAAUCCGAUGACGUCUGGUUGAGUUUGUGUCUGGAGAAGGAGCUGAUCUUUGAGUCCGAUGCCAACAGGAUCAGGGCACACCGAACAAUUGACGGGCCAAGUCGCGGUAACGCGAUGUUGCUGAAUGCCGUCCAAAAAUCUAAAGAUGGUCUUAAAAGGUUUCUUGACGUUUUGUGGCAGAUGGACCGCAAGGAGUGUGUCAAGGAGAUCGACAAAACAAUUUAUCAGAAAAUGGAAGCAAAAGAUCAGGACGGAUGGUGUACUAAUGAGAUUGACUAUGUUUCAAAUGACUGCUCAGAUGACAACCUCACUGGCAAUCUGUCUAAUUGGAGUGAAGAGUACAACAUUAAAACGUUUCACAGUAAAAGAAUGAACGACUUAACUCGCGACAGUAACCUAUCCUUCGAACCUAUCGCUCACCGAACUCGUUCAAAAACAACAACAGCAGCCGCCAUCUUGGAGCACCCACAAAACACGCAACUCGCCUCAGCUGUUAAUUCCCCGGUCAUGAUGGCGCCGCCCCCAACAAUUCCCAAAUCGUUUGGAUUUGGUUCUCAUGGAAACCGGGGUUAUGAAGUAAACAAAGAGCCGAGUAUAGAAAGACAUGAGCCGCGUUUUGAGGAGUGGCAGCCUGCUAGAUCGAAGAGUGAGAAUUAUCCAGUCGAAAAAGAACGACAACUGCCGCUGCAAACGUCAUCAGACGUAAAAGAAAAACUAGGUCAUAAACGUGAGAACACUUCAUCACCACGUGACAAACACACGUGCUCGUGUGGUCACGUGUGUAGGGAUGAUAUCCAACUCCAGGUCCACUCAAAGAGCCAGGUGUGUCGGUUAAACGCGCGUGCUACUCACGAGGUACCUGAACACAGACAGAACGACCGUGGAGAACUCGGAUUCCAGAGCUCGCAGACGAGAGGCUACAACCAAACGACAUUAGAGUCUACAGGUGUGAACACGUUGAAGAAGGAACUUAACUCGUACCAAGAGAGAUCGAAGAAUGUGUCAAAAGAACUGGAUAAUUGCCACGUAGACACAUUAACUAAUCAAGUUGAAAAAACAUCACUGCAACAAUCAGGAGCAAGACCAAUACCACAGACAUUACCAGGAGAAAACAGCCAAACAUCAACAAAACAGUUCCGUCAAUCCGCAGAACGAACUGUCAAUUCAGAACAACAGUUCCGUCAAUCCGCAGAACGAACUGUCAAUUCAGAACAACAAUUCCGUCAAUCCGCAGAACGAGCUGUCAAUUCAGAUGAAUCGGCUCCCAUUGUCAAAUGUAAAUUGUGUAACUCAAAGAUUUUCAAGGAAAAUUUCGAAAAACACCUGGAAAAAUGUCGAGGGCAAUCUAAAUCAGACGAGAGAGAACACGACAGGCGACGACUUUUCAAUCGACAGACACGAAGUUUGGAUCAGCCACCUCACACACCACGAGAUGAAGAUCCAAGGGCGAUGAGCGAAGGCCCAGACAACAUCGGAGCCAGACCUAAAUUAUACCGAUGUCAAAGGUGUUCCAAAACUUACUGCUCUUCAGCGAAAUUAACUGAACACCAAACAAGUUGUACCGCUAAACCUAACCGGCAGUUGAACUCUACAAAUAGACAUGGCUUACCAAAACACCAAAGCCUUGAAGACCGCAAAAUGACGGCUGGGGUUACCGUCAAGUGUCCCCAUUGUCAACAAAAGUUUCCAGGAGAAGACGACUUAAGAAGCCAUGAAGCCAGAUGCAGCAGAAUGGAGCGGACGCCUACGAGACAGACACAGGUAGACCCGCCUUCAAGUCGCCCACCCGUCUUCAGAUGUCCCCAUUGUCACAUUGCUUUUAUAUCUAAGGAAGACUUAGAUAAACACAAAUCGGACCAACAUAGGAAUAAAUAGCUUGCUAAUAGAGCCAGUGUGGAAUAAAGGCGGACAAAAGCGCACU
Messenger RNA from Physella acuta, 2568 nucleotides. RefSeq lists its product as uncharacterized. Lineage: Eukaryota; Metazoa; Mollusca; Gastropoda; Physidae. The record is from RefSeq and is a predicted model, not a curated record.